GACCCGCCCGGCGCGAGCGGAAGUCGCGUGACCCCGGAAGUGGCCAGGCGGGCGCGCGCGGGCGGGGCGCGGACGUUCGUCAUUUCGUGCGGGAGGGAGUGCGAGCGCGGCGCGGUCGAGCCUCCGGUGCCCAGGUCCAGCGAGAGGGGAGAUGGCCGAGCAGGAGCCCACCGCCGAGCAGCUGGCACAGAUUGCGGCCGAGAACGAGGAGGACGAGCACUCGGUCAACUACAAGCCCCCGGCCCAGAAGAGCAUCCAGGAGAUCCAGGAGCUGGACAAGGACGACGAGAGCCUGCGCAAGUACAAGGAGGCCCUGCUGGGCCGCGUGGCCGUGUCCGCCGACCCCAACGUCCCCAACGUGGUGGUGACCCGCCUGACGCUCGUGUGCAGCACGGCCCCCGGCCCCCUGGAGCUGGACCUGACAGGUGACCUGGAGAGCUUCAAGAAGCAGUCCUUUGUGCUGAAGGAGGGUGUGGAAUAUCGGAUAAAGAUCUCUUUCCGGGUGAACCGCGAGAUCGUGUCUGGCAUGAAGUACAUCCAGCACACAUACCGGAAAGGCGUCAAGAUCGACAAGACUGACUACAUGGUGGGCAGCUACGGGCCCCGGGCCGAGGAGUACGAGUUCCUGACGCCCAUGGAGGAGGCGCCCAAGGGCAUGCUGGCCCGCGGCAGCUACAACAUCAAAUCCCGCUUCACCGACGACGACAAGACUGACCACCUGUCCUGGGAGUGGAACCUCACCAUCAAGAAGGAGUGGAAGGACUGAGCCUGGCCCGGGAGACGGGCAGGGCGGGCGGACGGAGGGAUGUGCGCGCCCCCACCCCACCCCCACCCCAUACCAAAGUGCUGACAGGGCCCUGCCCAGGCUGCCACAUGCCGUCCGCCUCCUGCCCCCUCAGCCCCGCCUCCUGGAUAGUCUAGUGUCCCGCUGCUUCCACCUGUGCUGGGGGUGGGGCCGCAGCUCAGGCCCCUCCCCUGGGUCCCUCCCGGGUCCCCACCUGUCCUCGCCCCGGAGGCCCUGGCGUUCCCAAGGCAGUGGGAGCUCAGUCCCUGGGCCGUGUCAGUUGUCUGUUCCCCCUCAGGGGUGGGGUGGGGUGGGGUGCACGAUGCAGGGCCUUGGGCCGGCCGUCCUUCCAGCUUCGCUCCUCCCUGGUCAGUUCACCCAUUGCUGUCUGUAACCGUCUAACCAUGAUGCCUUAACAUGUGGAACGUGUGCUGUGGGGCCGUCACUAACCUCUAACCCUGUGUCUGCAUGAGCAUGUGGUCUCCCAGUCCUGCCGCCCCAUCUCGGUCCCCGUGGCUGGAAGGUGUGGACACACUGCUGCUCCCCCAGCCAGGGCCUGGCCAGCGCCCUCCAACCCUUUCCCCUCCCUUCCCCCUCCCGCCAGGGCUGAGGGGCAGCUCCCGGGCCUGGGAAAAGCCAAAUUGCCAAAACUGAAGUCGCCUCCGGCACCAUCUGAGAGGCCAGUGUCCUUACGCCUCUCCCUCUGUCCCAGUGGCAGCACCACCCAGCCCAGGGCCCGCAGAGCCCUCGGACAAAGCCAGGGCCCAGCCUCACUGCCCCGGACCCCGGCCUGGAGGGCGUGGCUGGCCUGUCAGUAUUUAUUGCCUCCAUAUGUGCCGUCCUCUGGGCCCGCUGGCCUGCCACUCUGCCCCCAGGCUCCAUGCCGCCACCCCCGGCCCCCCCGGACUCAGCCAGGACAACUGUGGGACCAAGCGUGCACAGUCGGAGCUAUCCCCUGUGCCCCUCCGAGGUCAGGCCCGGCUGGAACGCACAGGAGCCUGUCCCUGCUUCUCUGACCGGGAAAUAAACUCCCCUGAGGAA
Messenger RNA from Pipistrellus kuhlii (Kuhl's pipistrelle), 1825 nucleotides. It is a transcript of the gene ARHGDIA, whose product is annotated as Rho GDP dissociation inhibitor alpha. Gene Ontology annotation, molecular function: Rho GDP-dissociation inhibitor activity; protein binding. The transcript is spliced from 5 exons. Gene Ontology annotation, biological process: Rho protein signal transduction. The coding region runs from base 152 to 766 and encodes 204 amino acids. The record is from RefSeq and is a predicted model, not a curated record. Gene Ontology annotation, cellular component: membrane; cytoplasm; cytosol. NCBI's taxonomy places the organism in Eukaryota, Metazoa, Chordata, Mammalia, Chiroptera, Vespertilionidae.